ACCACACCACGUAAUUUCUUCCAUCGAUAUACUAUUAAGAGUAGAGUAGUUGGACUCUCUGUCUUAUCUGUCUGGUGGAUAUCAAGCGGCUGUUCAUAACAAUCAAUCAGAGGAUGGAUUUUUUUAAUUCAAACAGAGAGAAGCAUGGCAAGAGAGCAGGAUUGUUGGGUCACAAAAGUGCUAGCAAGAGCAACCCUUCGAGUCCUCCUCAUCCCACCGAGGGUCGAUCAUCUCCGCCGGUGUCUUAUUACGGCAUAAAAAGAUCGGAAUCAGAGUAUGCAUUCCCAAUCUCUGAUCACCAUACCACUCACUGGAAACAACAACAACAAGCCUCUGAACGCGUCCCCAAUUCCCGCCACCGGCCUCCUGUCUACAGAUAUAGCACGCCCGAGCGUCCUAGAGAGAAUGGCAAAGAAAGAACAGAGGCCAUUUCUUAUGAGCCUGAUGUGGACGUGACCCCAAGGAGUGAUUCUUCCUUGAGCCCCUUUAGAUCUGCCAGAACUCGCACGCCUGAUCGCCGUAGGAGGUCUACCGACUUUAGCAGAGAGCUGCAUGAGAGAAUGCACGAGGCAGAGGCCAAUGUGAGCCCCUUUCACCCCUCCAGAAGCCGUUCUAAAACUCCCUACAACACGCAAGAAUUUCGAGGGAGAGACUACAGUAGAGAAAGGUAUGAGGCAGAGGGCCAUCUAACUUCGCAGAGGAGCGCUCCUUCGAGUCCAUUUCAUCCGUCCCGAAGCCCGCCGCCGCACACAAGGGAUAACAAAGGUAAAGAUCAUUACGAGGCAGAUGCAGAUGUCACACCGCGUAGCAGCCCUCCCAUGAGUCCUUUCCAUGGGUCCACAAGCCGCUAUCCACCACCACCAUUUUACUCAUCCAGCGACGACGAAGACGAAGAAAACCAUUCCACCACCUACCUCUUUCCAGAGAUUUCAACUGGACGUCGUUCCAGAGGCGUCUCAGGGAGCAGCACGCCGGUUCACUACAAGUACCAGAUCACCACCACGGCCGAAACCUAUGAGCAAGACAGGCAGUUCGAGCCGCCAGAGCUGCCGGACGAGUCCGAGAGCUUCACGAUGCAGGAGAUCACCAAAAUGCGCGGGCUCGAGAGCUACUACGAGGAAGAGACACAGCCCGAGGCGGCCUACGUCUCGGUCGCUAACUACAAGGUGCGUCAUUGCGUGUCCGCCACGCUCAAGGCUAUCAUGGACAAACACGGAGACAUAGCCGCCUCGUCGAAGCUGCAGUCCACAUCGACGAGGUCGUUCUACCUAGAGUCCUUGGCCGCGGCAGUGAUGGAGCUGAAGUCGACGGCGCUGAGAGACCUGUCGAAGACGCGCGUGGCCGAGAUCGCGGCGGUGGUGAAGGACAUGGACUCGGUCAGAAUCGACGUGUCGUGGCUCAAAACAGACGUGGAGGAGCUGGGGGAGGCGGUGGAGUGCUUUGGAGGGUACGAGGCGGCGAAGAUGGAGAAAGAGGAGUGCGAUAAGGGUAUGAAGGAAGGGAAGGUGGAGAUGGAGGAGCUGAGAGAUGAGCUGAAGAGGAGGGAGAAGGAAAUGAAGGAGUGUAGGGAGAGGGUGACGGCUGUGGCGGGUAGGCUAGGGCAGAUAGAGAUGAAGGAUUCGUGGGUGACGAAGAAGCUGGAGCUGUUCCAGAGCAAGGUCCAUAAAUUUGAAGGUGAAGCUGUCCUCGUGUAGGUCUAGAUCAUAUAUUAUUAUUCGAACAUUCAAAACUGUCUAUGUGUUUAGAUCAUGUUCAACAAACAGUAGACUUAUGUUGCAUUCUACCCUGUUAUAUCGUAGUAUCGUACUAGUGUUUGUUAAUAAAAUAAAUAAAUAAAGGUAUAUGAUUAUUUGA
This is a messenger RNA of Raphanus sativus (radish), 1854 nucleotides long. RefSeq lists its product as uncharacterized. Lineage: Eukaryota; Viridiplantae; Streptophyta; Magnoliopsida; Brassicales; Brassicaceae. The record is from RefSeq and is a predicted model, not a curated record. The transcript has 6 exons. The coding region runs from base 114 to 1694 and encodes 526 amino acids.